AUGGCAAGCGGAGCGUCGCGGCGUCUUCUCCGCCUGAGUGCACACCUCAGCGACGGCGUUCUGACGCAAGGCUUCUCUUCACCUCUCCCAGCCUUCCUCGCUCCCCGCCCUGCUUCUCGGCUCCCCUCGGGGGUUUCUACUUCCCCUGCGGUUUUCCCCCUGUCCUCAUCGGAGAUGAAGAAACCCGAUGGAGGAAGCGGCGACUCCGCCUCCUCGCUGCCGCCGUGUCGCGCCUUCUCUUCGCUUCCAGGGCCCGCGGCGUUUUGGGGCGAGGAACUCCAGCUGCAGUUUUCAGACGAACUUCACGCUUCCGGCUGUCUGUCGAUCUCUCUGAAUCGCCCGAAACAGCUGAAUGCGCUGAGUUGCAACAUGAUCACCGCCUUGCAUGCGCUCCUUCCUCGCGCGGCAGAGGAUCCGCGCGUGUCCCUUCUGGUGCUCUCGGGCCAGGGGGAUCGAGCCUUCUGUGCGGGAGGUGACAUCCGGCAAAUCGCGAGCGCCUCCGCCGCAGACGUCGACAGAUUAUUUGGCCACGAAUAUGCCCUCGUCUUCAACUUUUCAAAAUUCAAGAAACCCGCCGUCGCCCUCUGGGACGGUAUUGUCAUGGGAGGAGGCGUGGGAAUUUCGAUUUUCGCCUCCCACCGUCUCUGCACGGAGUCAACUCUGUGGGCGAUGCCGGAGACAGCGAUCGGAUUCUUCCCUGACGUCGCGGCAACUUUCUUUCUGCCGCGGUUGAAGGCAGCCCCAGGCGUGGGAUUUUUCCUCGGCCUCGUAGGAAAGCGACUGCGCGCUGCAGACCUCCUCGCAACAGGCCUUGCCACGCACUUUGUGCCGCGCGCACGGCUCGAGGCGCUGGAAGAGAAGCUGAAAACGGUGGGUUUGCUUUCUGGAUCCUACCGCGAGAUCGAAGGUUUCCUCUCCCCCGAAGCAGCGCGCGCCGAAGUCGAUCGCCUGGUCGGCGAAGUCUCUGAACCUCUGCCGUCUUCAUCUUCUCUCUGCACUUUAACCCCUGAGGUGUUGGAGGGAUGCAGGAAGUAUUUCUCGGUCUUGCCGAACUCGUAUCAGGCCCUAGUCGCCUCGCUGGCUGCCGGCGCUGCUCAGGGGUGCUCCUUCGCGGCGGAGGUGCGCAAGACGCUUCUCGAAAAAUGUCCGCUCUCCUGCGCCGUGUGGUUCGCGCUCUUCCAGCGCGCAGAGGCGCGGAAACAGAGCGGCGAAGGUGAGGGCGACGCGGCGCCGUUCUACGCGCAGCGCGAAGAAGGCGACACUCUGUUGGACGUGUUGCGGCAGGAUUUCGUCCUCGCCGAAGCCUUCUGCUACGGCUAUCCGGAGAAUUUCAAGGAGGGUGUGCGCGCGGUCCUCGUGGACAAAGACAACCGGCCGAGAUGGACCCCGAGCAGCAGCGCGGACCUGCAAGCAGAAGACGUUGAGCGGAUGCUCACCUACGGCGAGGCGAACGCUCUAGACCGUUUCCUGCACUGA
Molecule: messenger RNA, 1476 nt
Organism: Neospora caninum
Lineage: Eukaryota; Apicomplexa; Conoidasida; Eucoccidiorida; Sarcocystidae
Exons: 6
Coding region: 1-1476 (491 amino acids)
Biological process (GO): L-valine catabolic process
Molecular function (GO): 3-hydroxyisobutyryl-CoA hydrolase activity
Source: RefSeq, a predicted model, not a curated record